Messenger RNA from Bacidia gigantensis, 2460 nucleotides. RefSeq lists its product as uncharacterized. Gene Ontology annotation, biological process: DNA replication; DNA repair. NCBI's taxonomy places the organism in Eukaryota, Fungi, Ascomycota, Lecanoromycetes, Lecanorales, Ramalinaceae. Gene Ontology annotation, molecular function: 5'-flap endonuclease activity. The coding region runs from base 1 to 2460 and encodes 819 amino acids. Gene Ontology annotation, cellular component: Slx1-Slx4 complex; nucleus. The transcript has a single exon. The record is from RefSeq and is a predicted model, not a curated record.
AUGCCGUCGCAUACUUCAAAUGGUAGCAGAAUUGCUCCAAUUCCUAGGGAUGCCGCCACUGGCUUCUCUAAUGCUUCGACCGUUUUGCGCGAAGAUCGGUCGCUUGCUGAGCCUACUCUUCCUGUGAGCGCUUUCAGAUUAGGAUUGGCGGAAAGGUACAAAGGGUUUGCCAGUACAACCAAUCUCGAAGCCGCUGUUCCCCCUGAACCAGACCAGAAGCAGGGCAGAAAGCUCAAGGAGGUGAGCAAGAAUACUAGAUCUUCAAACAAGCAUGGCCGAAAGACUGAAAGCACAAAAAGCCACCAGGAAGAAAGAAAGUCAAAGUCAGCAUCAAAAACGUCCCGUAAGAAGAAGACAGAUGGUGACGAGAAGCAAGUCAAGAUAAAAGAAGCUAAAAUCACGAAGCCGGGUAAAGAGAGAUCCAAAAGAGAAGUCAAUGAUGCCUCUAAGGAUGGGAAGCAGAAGAGAGUCAAGAAGUCGUCAACCAUGUCUGUUUUAUUAGACGAUGCUGGAAACAGGUCAAUACCUGAGAAGACAGAAGGCAUGGCAUUAAGUAGAGCUGUCAAGAGACGACGCGACUGGACCCCUACUCGGGACGUGAAGAGGAAAUCCAUCGUUGUCGAGCACAGCUCGAAUGCACGUGAGGACCAUUUCCGGAACACAGCUGGUAGCACUGUUUUAGCACAGUCGUUGAAAGAUUAUGGCUUUACGAUGCCAAAGGAUUUCAAGCACUUUGAUUCGGAGCUUGUCAGACAGACUGAAAACAAUCCAGUUGUCAGCAAGAAGAGGAUUCAGCUUGUGAAUGGCUUGUCCCAUCCUCCAGUCAUAGCUGAAAAGCCACGAAGGGCCAGGUCUCCAACCAAGAAAGCACAGACAAUCACUGAAAAAGCAACUGCUCCUUUCGUAGCCCUACAAGACGAGAAGGAGCCGUCGCUCUUACAACUCUUGGCUCCACCAAAAGUAUCAGAAAAUGAGGCGCAAGUUUCUACGACGGGACCUAAACGGAGAUCGAAAUCCACUUCAAAUCGAUCCAAGGGUAAAGCUCAAGAUAUUGUACCUGUGCUGCUCUCGCCCAAAUCUGCUAUGAAGCAGGUAAAGGAACAGGAGCUGAUAUUUGGGACAUCGAGUCAGCUUGCUAGGGAUGAGUCGCCGACGUUCUUGAAAGACCUACAUCAAGCUAUGAAGGAAUCUGAGCAUAUGCCCAUCCUGCAGAUACCUGAAGCGGCAGAGCAGGAAGAUGUAGAUCCUCCGACCAACUCACGACAACAGUCAGGGACUUUGGCAUCUAAAGUGACGAAGAAUUUAUGGGCAGCCAGCGCAAGAGAUUCUGAUAAUUCGCUUCUCGAAGUCGAAACUGUAGGUUUUGCGAAUCGAGAAAGCCGUUCGAUGCAGAGGAGAGUAAAUGAUCGGCAUCAAACAAUUCAGAUUGCCCCCGAGAAUGACAGCUUCCAAGACAUUGAUGUGAUAUCAACUUCUCCUCGUUCUAAGCCUGAUCCCACGAGUGAUAUCUCCGAAUACACUGAACUUCACAAAAAGGCCAACAAUGACAUUGAUAUGAGAGGUACGACGUGGGAUGCAAAGGUCCCUUCCACAGAAGGUCACAAGCUGAAGUCAAUUUCGGAAAAGAAGAAAUCUGAUGAGAAAUCAACGGCAACAGACGCCAUGCCCAAUUUUCAGGGUUACACGGAGGGCGAACUAAGGAAGCAGAUCUCUUCAUAUGGCUUCAAGUCACUCAAAAAGCGAGAAGCUAUGAUCACUCUGUUACGAGAUUGUUGGAAAAGCCAAAGGAACAUGAAAUUGCAAAAUCUGCCCAACGGGAUUAACCAAGCGCCAAAAGCAAUUGUAGAACUCGCUCAAGAGGCGUCUGUUGAUACUUUUGAUCCUGUCAAAAGAAAAGGUUGGCCUUCGAAGUUCGCUGCCCUGCCUACGACAGCAAAUGGAAAUCUGUCAUCACCGCCGAAAAAGGCCAGAGGCCGGCCAAAGAAGUCUGCUAGCACGACUGCCUCGCCAGCGAAGCCGAAAGGUGGUGUCAGUAAGCGACGAAAAAACAGCCCAUCAGUAGAACAAAUUCAUGCCGAAGAUGAAAAUGAAGAUGAAGAAGAUGCUCGUGUAGCGUCUUCAGGCCGCCCACCUUCGCGCCAAAAAGCUGCUCGUAAGGAUGCCAAGCGAUCUGGUGAGGAUGAACAGGAACGUGAACGCCUUUUGGAGACUAUCACUAAGGCAGUCAAGACAUAUCCUCCAACGAAUGACCCGACUAAACUCACUUGGUACGAAAAGAUCUUGAUUUACGAUCCUAUCAUCAUCGAGGAUCUGAGAAUGUGGUUGAAUAAUGAGGGUCUUGUUAGAGUCGGUGAGGAUGAUGAGGUCGACGAUUUUUUGGUCAAAGCGUGGUGUGAAGGACGAAGUGUGUGCUGCGUGUGGAGGGACACCCAUAGGGGUGGCCAACGUGUGAGAUAUUAA